GUAUUAGUAGUAGCCAGUAAACUCAAAAGAAAAAGAAAAUGGAGGUAGCAAUGUCAGACAUUGCACUGCUUCUUCUAUCUCUAACAAGCUGCUUUUUAUUUCUAUAUCUAAUUACCAACCUAUUCCCUACAAGAAAAUCUCAGUCAACUUCCUCAGGGAAGCAGCUGCUUCCCCCUGGAAAAACAGACUGGCCAUUUUUCAGCGAAACCCUGGAUUUUUACUCAAAAUACCAAAAGAAUGUGGUCCAGAAAUUUGUCAUGGAAAGGUGCAAAAGGUAUUCCUCCAAGAUCUUCAAGACAUCUUUAAUCGGGCAGCCGGUUAUAGUGAUUUCGGGUGCUGAAGGGAACAAAUUUUUGUUCUCCAACCAGACAGAUUUGUUCAAGCAUUGGUUUCCAAGUUCCAUAGACAAAUUGUUUCCCAACACAAAUGAAGUCCUGGCCGAUGUUAGCAAGGUUCAGGCGAUGCGUAAGUUCCUCACGUCGAUCCUGAAAGGAGACGCACUUAGAGAACACGUACGGAUUCUCGACGCCACGAUAAAACAACAGUUGCAUACCGAUGAUUGGAAUGGUGAACAAGUGAUUAAGGUUGGUGAAAUGUCAAGGAGGUAUUCCUUCGCAACCGGAUGCAAGAUCUUUUUAGGCAUAGAGGACCAGAAAAAAGUUGAUGGACUUGAAGAGCUUAUAAAACUCAUUUUAAUCGGCCUCACUUCCAUACCCAUCAACUUUCCAGGAACCGCUUUUCAUCGCGCCAUGAAAUCGUCCAAGAAAGUAUUCAAACAGAUUGAUGCAGAAAUCAGGCAGAGGAAGAUUGAGUACAAUAUGGGUGAUCAAGCGGCUUCUUCCGGCGCCAGAAACGACUUCGUGUCAUACUUGGUUCAAUCCACGCGUGAUCAUGGCCUAUUCCUCACUGAUGUCCAAAUUGCUACUUUGUUAACAGGUUUACUUAUCGGAUCCUAUUGGGGUAUUCAUGCCACAAUCACCAACGUCUUCAAGCAUCUUGCAGACUUUCCCCAAGUUUACGAUUUGGUUUUGAAAGAGCAAGAAGAAAUUUCCAGUUCAAAGGGAGCAAAUGAAACACUCCAGUGGGAAGAUGUGAGGAAAAUGAAGUAUUCAUGGAAGGUUGUUUGCGAAACCUUGAGGUUAUUUCCAACGGAGGUGGGAGGAUUCAAGGAAGCUAUCACCGAUUUCAACUAUGAAGGGUACACUAUUCCCCAAGGAUGGAAGAUACAUUGGAAUAUAAAUGCCACGCAUCAUAACCCGGAAUAUUUCCCGAAUCCUGAAAAGUUUGACCCGUCAAGAUUUGAAGGAGAUGGUCCAGCACCUUAUGCAUUUGUACCUUUUGGAGGUGGUGUUCGAAUGUGCCCCGGAAAUGAGUAUGCUAGGUCUGCCAUACUAAUUUUUCUUCAUAAUGUGGUCACGAAUCCCGUCGGGAAAAAGACAUUCCCAGUGAAUCGAAUCAAUGCAUGAUCAACUUUGAACUUCGUUUCCAUCCUCACAUAAAUAAGCCCUAGCUUGAUGGCUCUGUAAUUCUAGUUUGUGCGUGCCUUUGCGUCUGUACUCUUUUUUUUUUUUUUUUAAAUACAAAAAUUAUGUACUUUUACUUCUUCUUUUAUAUCCCUUUUAAAUUAAUGCACUAGCUGGCAUGGUGAAGGAGUCAUUCACAUAUGUAACGGUGCCGUUAAAUUGUUUCGAUAGUCUCCCCCCCCCC
This is a messenger RNA of Oldenlandia corymbosa var. corymbosa, 1707 nucleotides long. Lineage: Eukaryota; Viridiplantae; Streptophyta; Magnoliopsida; Gentianales; Rubiaceae. The record is from the annotation of a GenBank genome assembly.